This is a messenger RNA of Pollicipes pollicipes, 4421 nucleotides long. Its product is annotated as protein masquerade. NCBI's taxonomy places the organism in Eukaryota, Metazoa, Arthropoda, Thecostraca, Pollicipedomorpha, Pollicipedidae. Gene Ontology annotation, molecular function: serine-type endopeptidase activity. Gene Ontology annotation, biological process: proteolysis. The record is from RefSeq and is a predicted model, not a curated record. The coding region runs from base 251 to 2986 and encodes 911 amino acids. The transcript has 14 exons.
GGCGGCGGCGGACGGCGCACCGUACGGCAGCGUCCACUGGAGAUCCGGCACAGCUCCUGCGUGGAUCGGUCCCGGCCGGGCUGCGGAGCUGUCGGCGACAAUCCAUCAGACAGGGCGGAGCGCCAGCGGCGACGGUCCGUCAGGUGGGCGCCAGCUCGUCACGGCCCAGCGGCGAGCGGCUGCCGAGGCGCGGUGGUCGGCACUCAGGUGGACCACGUCAGUGGGCCCCGCUCUCCGGUCGCGAGAGGUCAUGGCGCUUCGCCGGGCGGCGCUGCCGCUGCUGUUGCUGCUGCUGUUGCCGGUCGGACUGACGGCCGCGGAGCAGGUCGUGGAGGCUUCUGGCGACGGUGAGGCGGCCGACGCCGUCGUGGACAGUGGUGUCGAGCAGGACAUGGUGGGCGAGGAACUAAUGCGGUUCGAGCCGAGCGCUGAUCCGGGGCCGGGGCCGGGGCCGGAGCCGGAGCCGGAGCCGGAGCCGGUGUCGGCCAGUGAUGCGGCCCAGAGGGAGGACCUGGCCACCCGGCCCAAGCAGGCCAAGAAGACCGAGGAAGCGACGCGAGAGCAAGAGCUGAGGCCACAGCCGCGACCCACCUCAGCCACCGGACUGAUUGCAAACCUGUUCAGCUCGCUGGCGCGGCCCGAGGAGGGCAGCCAGUGCCCGGGCCGCUGCUACCACGCGCUGGCCGCGCUCAUGUGCGAGAAGGUGCUGGACGACAAGCCGUGCCCACAGCCGUCCAUGCGCUGCUGUGUACUGGCCGGCGGACAGCAGGCGCCGGCGCCCGCGACCGUGGCGCCACCUACGCCAGCCGCCCUCACCGCCACCAAGAGCGCCACCACCAAGCGAGAGGUGCCUACGACACCAGCCACAACCACCACGCCUGCACCGAUAACCACGCCCACGACCCGAGCCCCCUCGCCCGAGACCACGGCGGCGACUGUGCCGACGUUGAUUGAGAAGAUGGACACGGACGAGACGGAGCUGGUGGACGGUCUGCCGCGACCGCAGCCGUACGGAGCGCAGCAGGGGACCACCAUCUGUCCGGGCGUGUGCGUGGCCAAGCGGCUGGCGGCUUACUGUGAGGCGGCGCUGGACCUGCCCGGGGUCUGCGCCGCCGACCAGCGCUGCUGCGUCGCCAAGGACCUGUUCGACGGCGUUGAGGACAAGCCCGAGCAGUUCGUCAUUCUGGGCAAGACGCCCAAACCUAAGCCUGAGGAGCCGGAGGAGGAGAAGAAGCCAGCAUCAAGCGCUAGUGUCGAAAUCCCCGAGCAGAAGAAGUGCGCCGGCCAGUGUGUGACGGGGCUGUUCUCCUACCUAUGUGACCGCGUGGACAGCAGCGUCAAGUGCGGCAACGGAGGCCGCUGCUGCCUGUCGCGCUCACGGCCCGACAAGACUCAGGCCACCACGGCCAAGCCGGCCGGCGCGCCGACCGAGAAGUGCCCAGGCGUCUGCAUGCCGGGCCUCAUGAAGGCAUACUGCAACGCGCCGUCGCGCCUGCUGCCCAACAACCGCGGCUGCACCAGCGGCCAGGUCUGCUGCGACAAUCGAGAGGGAGCCGACAAACAGGAGGCGGGUGCUGCCAGCCCGGCGCGGCCGCCGCGGCCGCCGGGCGCCUCGCCCAUCGGCGCCAUCCUCAACCAGGCGCUGGGCGCGGCGCCCCGAGGAAGGCCGCCGCCGCCGCCGCCUGUGCCGGUCGACCCGCGGCCAUUGUGUCCGGACACCUGCAUCGGACCGUUCCUCUCGUUCACCUGCUUCGGAAGCGCCGAGAUGACGGACCUGUUCCGCUGCGGCUCCAAGAAGGAACAGUGCUGUGCCAAGAAGUCAGCCAUCCGCAGACUACGCGAUCAGCAGUACUACAACGCGGCCAACGAGUACAACAACGAGUACCCGACGUACCCCGACAACGAGCAGUACGGCGGCCGCCCGCCCUUCGUACCGCCGCACGGCGAGUACCAGCCCGAGUACCAGCCUGAGUACCAGCCCGAGUACCAGCCUGAGUACCAGCCGGAAUACCAGCCGGAGUACCAAGAAUACGGGCAGGAGCGACCACCGCCGCCAGCCGGCGAAUAUGAGCAGCAGCAGCCGCCGGAGUUCGUCGGCAACCAACAGCCCGGCCUGCCGUCCCGUAUAGACGGCCCGGGCGGGCACAUCCAGAUCUAUCAGACGACGCCGGCGCCCGAGCCGCCGCUGCCCGUGCACAAGAACAAGUACGUGUGCGGCGUGAAGGGGCCGCCGGGUCGGCGCGGCCGCGUCGUGGGCGGACAGGACGCGGCGCCGGGCGAGUGGUGCUGGCACGUGGCGCUCAUCAACUCGCUGAACCAGUACCUGUGCGGCGGCGCGCUCAUUGGCACCCAGUGGGUGCUCACUGCCGCCCACUGCGUCACCAACAUCGUUCGAUCCGGUGACGCCAUCUACGUGCGCGUGGGGGACCACGACCUAACCUCCAAGUACGGCUCGCUGGGCGCGCAGACGCUGCGCGUGUCCACCACCUACAUCCAUCACAACCACAACUCGCAGACGCUGGACAACGACAUCGCGCUGCUCAAGCUGCACGGACAGGUGGAGCUGAAGGAGGGCGUCUGCCUGGUGUGCUUACCGGCGCGUGGCGUGGAGCAGCAGGCCGGCAACCGCUGCACCGUCUCCGGCUACGGCUACCAAGGCGAAACUGGGCCGAUUCCGCUGAGGGUGCGGGCCGCAGAGCUGCCCAUCGUCUCUGACAAUGAGUGUGUGCGCAAGAUCAACGCCGUCACAGAGAAGAUCUUCAUCCUGCCAGCCUCCAGUUUCUGCGCUGGUGGUGAGGAGGGCAACGAUGCCUGCCAGGGCGACGGAGGAGGUCCUCUUGUGUGCAACGUGGACGGCUACUAUGAGCUGUCCGGCAUGGUCAGCUGGGGCUUCGGGUGCGGCCGUCAGGACGUACCCGGCGUUUACGUCAAGGUGUCCUCCUUCAUCGGCUGGAUCAACCAGAUCAUCAGCGUCAACAAUCUCUGAGGACGCUGACACGUCGGCAAUGUUAUCAGCGGCCGACCGCGGCGAUCACGGCGCACUGCGCCGCGUUGGGACGAGGUGGGCGUCCCUUGGAAACACAAGCUGACUCGUCUGCUAGCAGCGACCAGUGUGGGUAUUCGACGACGCCAUAAGAUGCCGGCCAAGAAGAAGAGGGCACGGGUCAGGAUUGGAGACAGCAUUGUUUCUCCCCAAUCUCCCUGCGGUGCAAGCCCAUUGCCCUCAGGCCGGAGCGUCUGCUGAAUGGGCUACAUACAGACAAGAUGGUGGGAGUUGCGUUUUCGCGGAUGCGCUCACGUCCUCCGGUGUUCGAUGGCUACUGCUAGAGAGCACAUGCAGUACCGCAGUAUGUCAUCAGACGGCGCGACCGACCAGUGUAUGGGACGGUAUUGUGUUUCUGGACUACUCUAGCAACUCGUAUUGCCUGUAAUAUACUCGCUCGUAGUCGACGAGCAAGGACACUGACAAAUGACGGCACUGCGCCCCACGUGCGAGCAAUCCCGACGGAUUUGUAUGUUCAAAACUUGUGUAAGCUGUUGCUCCUUUUGAGAGACAUACGGUUUGCGUCUUAUGGUGUGUAGGUGGUGACGUUUCUGGCAAGGUAUAGUCAAUUUGGGGCUCUUCCCUUGUCGGAAGACAAUGAAGAGAAGUACAAUGACAUGAUAACUUGACAAACGACAUGUGUGAUAUGGCACCUGUUUGGUCACGAAAUUGGUGAGUGGCAUUACUUCCAGCCAAAGGAGAUAGGUUUAUCUCAGGUCGUUGUGAGUAAGUGAUUUGUGCUUUGUCCUGUCUGUAAAUGUUCACUGAACAUCCUUACUCGCCCGCUGUUGGCCACCUUUGCACAGUUGCAUUUCCUUUUGUUUCCUUGCUGGGAAGAAAUAUCGUUUCUGUGUAGUGUGUAGCGCUGUAAGCCACUACGUGUCGGUUUAAGGGGAAGCCGCACGAGGCUGGUUCAGACGCUCGUGGGCAGAUAUCACUUACUAGGCUUAAAGUGAAUUGCUUUGUAUGCCCUCAACUAACAAGUGUGGGUAUGCCGAGCAACAGGUUGUCACCUGCUCCUCGACAGAGGCCAUGCGUGCAAUGUUCGUGGUCACUUGUUACCCUAGCAUCUGGUUGAUUUGUUACCGCAGUGAAUUUCGUUAAUUACCUGUUUUUCUACUAGAUGAGGAUCGAUUGAUUGCGUAAGUUGUACACACGCCCAGGAAAUAUAUUUAGCUCGCAUAGGGCUGAAGAACGUCACAUAGCUACCAUGCUUGUUUAACACGUGAAUGUAGUCUUGACCGUCGAUUCAUUUCGACUGAUGAGUGAGCUGCGUGGACCGGUCCUGUGACCGAUCCUGGAGACGAGGUUAGUGAUCGUGUCUGUCGUGUUUCUACGUUAGUAAGAACACGGGUGUUAAUAAACACUCUGUCUAGAA